Molecule: messenger RNA, 315 nt
Organism: Mesoplodon densirostris (Blainville's beaked whale)
Lineage: Eukaryota; Metazoa; Chordata; Mammalia; Artiodactyla; Ziphiidae
Product: cofilin-1-like
Exons: 1
Coding region: 1-315 (104 amino acids)
Biological process (GO): actin filament fragmentation; cell motility; actin filament severing
Cellular component (GO): actin cytoskeleton; cytoplasm; lamellipodium
Molecular function (GO): actin filament binding
Source: RefSeq, a predicted model, not a curated record
AUGAAGAUAGAUGACCCCUACACCACCUUUGUCAAGAUGCUGCCAGACAAAGCCUGCCACUACGUCCUCUAUGAGGCAAUCUAUGAGACCAAGGAGAGCAAGAAGGAGGAUCUGGUGUUCAUCUUCUGGACCCCUGAGUGUGCACUCCUUAAGAGCAAAAUGAUCUAUGGCAGCUCCAAGGACGCAAUUAAGAAGAAGCUGACAGAGAUCAAGAUGAAUUACGAGCAAACUUGUAAGGAGGUCAAGGAUCCCUGCACCCUGGCAGAGAAGCUGGGGAGCAACGCCGUCCUCUCCCUGGAGGGCAAGCCUUUGUGA